GCGCUCUCGCUGUUCGUGCCGCAGGGCGGGACGGCGAUACUGGUCGUGACGGGGGUGUUCGUGGUCUGGGCGACGCGUGUCUGCACGGGAUUGGUCGUGGAGCUCGCGAGCUGCGGGGACGAGCACCGGGGACUCAUCACUCACACCCACCAUGGCGCGAGCACUCCAAGCCCUAAUCCCCCACACUCCGAUCACCGGAAUUCCAUCUUUCCGGCUUCUGCGCCAGCUUCCCUCGCCGGCGUUUUCCCCCAUUCCCAACCGCAAGUCCAAUGUAGCGCCUUGUGUUUGGGAGCUCCAUUCAGUUUAUAGAAUACGCUGCAUUAAAGCAAGUGCCAAGUCCCUCGAGGGAAAUGGAGAUGGAGAAGAAGAAAAGCCGCUCCCAGUGGUUGUAACUUCGAAUUGGACUAAAACAUUAGCUAAUGUUGCUUCCGAUAAUUUUCUACCUCUAGCUCUUAUCUGUGGAGUACUGUUGGGACUUGCAAAUCCUGGUCCCGGUUGUCUAGCUGAUAAACUUUAUGUGUCGAAAAUUAGUACGUUUGGGAUAUUUGUAAUUUCAGGACUGACGUUGCGCAGUGAUGAAAUUGGUGCCGCUACUGAAGCGUGGCCAGUUGGACUGUUCGGGCUAGCUUCUAUUUUAUUUUUCACACCCUUAUUCUCAAAGAUCAUAUUGAUGCUCAAGCUCCAGCCGCAGGAAUUUGUCACAGGACUUGCUAUAUUUUGCUGUAUGCCUACAACUUUAUCUAGUGGAGUGGCUUUGACACGGCUAGCUGGUGGGAACUCUGCUCUUGCACUUGCAAUGACCUUGAUAUCAAACUUAUUAGGAAUUCUAAUUAUACCUUAUUCUAUCUCAAAAUUCAUAGCUGCUGGAGUUGGGGUAGCUAUUCCAACUGAACAGUUGUUAAGAAGCCUUGUUCUCACGCUUUUAGUUCCUCUAAUCUUGGGAAAGGUUGCUCGAGAACUCUCCAAAGGUGAGAGACCUCUAAACAUAGCAGAUUUUGCAGAUGGAAAUCGUAAGCUUUUGGCAGUGAUCAGUGCAAUUUUCCUCAGUUCUGCCCCUUGGAUUCAAGUCAGCAGAUCAAGGUCACUUCUUUUGAUGGUGAAGCCUGAAAUUUUUCUAGUAGCUGUUAUAAUGGGAGUGCUUCUUCAUUUUGCCCUAUUUUCUUUUAAUGCUCUGUUAAUUCCGAGUCUUUCGCUUAUCACUGGAGGCAGUAAGUCGCCUUUCGCCAAGAAAGAAAAUACCAGUGCUCUUCUAUUAGUCGCCAGCCAGAAAACCUUGCCGGUAAUGGUAGCAGUUGUCGAGCAGCUUGGGGGUGCCUUAGGUGCAUCUGGCUUACUAGUCCUUCCAUGUGUGGCAGCUCACCUUAACCAGAUUAUCAUCGACUCCUUUAUAGUGAGCCUCUGGAAGCAAAAGGAGGGCUCAUUUGAAAACGCCAAGAUAGCAUAGACUCGACACAGGACACCGUGGUCAUGAGAAGUAAUGACCGAGCCAUGGAAACCAUGUCUUAAACACUGGGGCGAAGCUAAACGUACACCAGCCCGUUACCAGCGUCGUCUGCACAUCACUUUCCAGGUAGUGCUUCUCAUCCUCUGCAAAUUGAUCUGUAUGUAGAUGUUACUAUAAUUUCAUGACAGAAAAAUACUGGAAAUAUUUUUACUUGUGAGAGAAAUGAGGGAUAUUAUUUUCUAGGAAGGUUGUUACUUGAAAUGUGGAUCAUGAAGUUUCAGCUGUAAAAGAACUACUCUUGUAUUUUUUGAAUAGAAUCUUGAAUGAUGAAUCCAUGAUAUUUUACUAUCA
Salvia miltiorrhiza (redroot sage) is the source of this 1795-nucleotide messenger RNA. Its product is annotated as probable sodium/metabolite cotransporter BASS4, chloroplastic. Lineage: Eukaryota; Viridiplantae; Streptophyta; Magnoliopsida; Lamiales; Lamiaceae. Gene Ontology annotation, cellular component: chloroplast envelope. Bases 152 to 1444 code for a protein of 430 amino acids. The record is from RefSeq and is a predicted model, not a curated record. The transcript has 15 exons.